Molecule: messenger RNA, 3054 nt
Organism: Trypanosoma theileri
Lineage: Eukaryota; Euglenozoa; Kinetoplastea; Trypanosomatida; Trypanosomatidae
Exons: 1
Coding region: 1-3054 (1017 amino acids)
Source: RefSeq, a predicted model, not a curated record
AUGAAGGCAACGGAGGAUACUGCAGUGAAAUUUGAUCCAAAACCCUUGCAAGUUCCUCAAAGUCGUAUUUACGCAGCUGGAGCAGAUGAUGUCAGUGCUGUGCCUACGAACCGUACUUCACGUCGCAUAGAUUUCACGGAUGAUGGCAAGCUUUUUGAAGGUCACUUCACUCUCCACACAAGGAGUCUAAAGAACAUGAUUCAACUCCUCGUGGACCAGCAGUCAGAACAGCGGGUUAUUAUAAAUGAUCUUCAGGAUCAGGUGAAUACGUUACGACAGCAGGCGACAAAAAUGAAAAAAGUGUCAAGGUUAUCCCCAGCUCACUCUUCCCGUGAUGGUAGUGAUGAUGUGGGAGUAAUUAUGAAGGAACUUGAGGAUCUCCGACACCGUGUUAAGGUGCUUGAUGGUUUUAGGGCUCUUUGGGGUAUUCGAUCUGAGGAGAUUGAGAGUUUGGUAAGUACCUAUGGGGAUCCCGUGGUAACUCCAGAAGAAUAUACUGCAUGUAUUUUAAAUUUACAAGCGUUCCGUGUGAUGAGGAAUGAUACACGAAAUUCUGUUAUUUCCCUUGUUGAUUCCCGAACAUCUGCUCAGGGACGUCCAAUCUCUCCAGAACGGGGCGGGAAAACGCGCCCCACACGUGAUCGCACUGUCCGUGAAACUUCUCGUGGUGCUCGUGAUGAUGACUCUCGGGCACCUCAUGAUGAUGGUAUCCCUGCUGAUCGUGAUGAACCUCGUGGUGCUCGUGAGGUUUCCCGUGAAUCUCGUGGAGCUCGUGCUACUCGUGAGGAAUCCCGUGCUGAGCGUGAUGAAUCUCGUGGGGCUCGUGCUGAUCGUGAUGAAUCCCGUGCUGAGCGUGAGGAAUCUCGUGGAGCUCGUGCUACUCGUGAAGAAUCCCGUGCUGAUCGUGAUGAACAUCAUCGUGGAGCUCGUGCUGAUCGUGAGGAAUAUCAUCGUGGGGCUCGUGCUGGUCGUGAUGAUUCUCGUGGGGCUCGUGCUGGUCGUGAUGAAUCUCGUGGUACUCGUGACCGCCAGGCUCGUGGAGAUGAUUCUCGUGAUGUUCGUGAGGAGGACCCUCGUGAGUCCCAUGAGGGCACUACACACGGUGCGGAGUCCACAGGCGAGACUCUUGGGCAGUUGGCGAGCCGCGUGGAUGCUCUCGAGCGGAAGAUAAGACGAAACAGUUCGGCGGGAUAUUUUGCGCCUCGACAAGCAUCUGCCAGUCCAACGGAAAUGGUGGAUGAACAGGCACGACAGGACUUGGAGGAGCUCGAGCGAUUUGUGGUUCGCCGUUUCAAGGAGUUGGAUCGAAUGUUGGCCAAGCCCCGUGAUAGCUCUCAUAGUGGGGCACAGAGAAGCAGCAGUCAUUCUCCGGGAAGGACGGAAAGAAGUCAUGAGAGAGCUCCUCCGGCGUCGUCAGAGAAUACUAGGAGCAGCAAUGCCAAUAUUAAGAACACCAGCGGGAACACUGAAGUAAGUAAGAAUAAUGACAGUAUUAGUGAAUUGAAACCGCGAAAAGACCGAAAAUCGGCACCUACUACUGGAGGCGCAAUGGUGGAUCAAAUGGCCCGAGACGAUGCUGCUACCGCACUGGACCGUCUGGAUAGUCUAGAAAGGUUUGUUACUAGAAAGAUCAAAGAUUUAUCAGUUGCAAUUGGGAAAGACCUGGGACCUGUUUCUAUACGACCCUCUGGGGAGACUGAAGUUCCUGCUCCUGUGGAGCGCAGACCACAAGGAUCCAUGGUUGAUCAGAUGGCUCGUGAUGACGCUGCCCGCUCUCUUGAAAUGAUUCAGGAACUCGAAGAAGACUUGGGAAAACGUUGGCAAUCACUAGAAGAACGAUUGCGAAUCAUAGGUCGUGUGACUAUGGGUAGAGGGUCAGUUGGUCCAUCUGCUACUGCAUCUUCAAUUGAUCGAAAAGCCCGUGAGGAUGCUUCUAUGUCACUUAUGAGGAUUCAACAACUGGAACGAGAGAUUGUCGGUUUCAGAAGACUUCUUCAGAAACAUAGGUUACUUGAUACUGAAGAAGUAGAAAUCAGUGACACACGAGGUACUGGCGGAGGUGCAUUUCCCAUAUCACCAGCACGACUUUUGCGUCAAACAGCACUUUUAUCACCUGUAGUCACCACUGAUAGGACAGGGGCUCCAGCUGAUGCUGAUCAUGAUGCACGUAUGCAAAUACUUGAACAGGAAGUUGAACAGCGUAUGUCUGAAGUUAAUCGUGCUCUUGCUACACUCCGAUCAGCACAGGGUGAUUCAGGGCAAGGUAAUAUGAGUGGAUUGAAUAGCGUGGUCAAUAAUGGUAGUCCAUUGAUGGCAGGCCAAGUGGUUUUUAACUCUAGUGAUACUGAAGCGUCUAGAUUUCAGGGUAUUGGUAUUCCAUAUUCUUCAUCUACAACCUUAGAAGGUGGUGUUCUGAUUGUUACCUCUCGUGAAUCCCCAUCACGAACCCCUGUAAAAGUUAUAGAAGGAGCUCAACCUGAUAUGUUUCAGUUGCGUCCUCCACAGCUAGGAGCAUUAGGUGCUCCUUUGGUAACACGAGACAUGCAGCAAGGAGGGAUGUCAGCUACACCACCUAAUGUGCUAUCCUUUACAACUGGGACUAUGAAGAGUGAGAGUCCAAUGGAUAACAGAGUGCAAAAUAGUGUUAGUGCAGCAGAAGUAGCAAUGCCAACGACAGGGGGAACAUCUGGUGAAAAUGUUCUUUCUGCCUCACGAGAACUUAGUUCAAAUUCUUUGACAGCUGAUGCUUCGAAAAAUGUUCCUGCUGUUGCUGCAUCUUCUCUUGAAUCUCAAACACUGAGAAAUAUAAAGUUGUCUAUGGGCGAAGAUGGACAAGCAAUUCGUAGAGAUCGCAAUGGAGAGCUUAACCAAUUGCGAUCACACGGCACACGUUUGCGUGGUAUUAGUUUGAGUUCUCGUGGAAGGACUGAAAAUGGUUUCUCUACAGAGCCAAGUGCGCUGGGACACACUACACCCUGUGUUGUCUACAACUGCGCAUGGUGUGCUGCACAAAAGCGAACCAUAUCAGCAAGGUCACCACGAUCUUUACGCUAG